UGCAAUAUUGGAUUCCCUGGUAGCAACUGCUGGAAUUACUUCCCAGGAAGUUACUGAAAGCAAUAGCCUAAUUUCUCUGUACUAUGAAAUGCCUGAAGAUUCUCUGAGAAGCUACAAGGAUAAGAGAGCUGGUAACGGACACUUGAUCAAUCUUAUUGACUCUCCUGUGUGUUGCAACUUGUCUAAUGAUGUCCAACCUGCCCUUUGCAUAAUGGAUGGUGCUCUAGUUGUAGUGGACAGUUUUGAGGGUGUUACUUUAUGGACCAAGACUUCUAUUCGUGAGGCUCUUAAUAUGAAGAUUCAGCCUGUUUUUACUCUGAAUAAGAUCGACAGAUUCUUCCUUGAGCAGAAUGUUGAUGGUGAGAAAGCUUAUCAGACCCUCUCCAGUCUAAUUGAUAGUGUCAAUGCUACCAUGUCUUCACACAAAGAUGCUCAGGUGUAUCCCACUAAGGGAACUGUUGUGUUCUCAUCUGGUCUGCACGGAUGGGCAGUUGCAAUUUCUAAUUUUGCUAAGAUGUAUUCCUCCAAAUUCAAAGUUGAGGAAUCUAAGAUGAUAGACAGAUUAUGGGGUGAGAACUUCUUUGACCUGGCCACAAAGAAAUGGACAAAAAAGAACACUGGCACAGCUACAUGCAAGAGGGGCUUUGUUCAGUUUUGCUAUGAACCUAUCAGAGAGAUCAUGAACGCCUGCAUGAAUAGCAAGCACAAAUUGUGGCCUAUGCUAGAAAAGAUUCAUGUCACUGUGAGUUCUCCAGCUAAGGAACUUGUUGGCAUUGAACUCGUAAAGUAUGUGAUCCAAGCUUGGCUGCCAGCAUGCAGUGCACUUUCUGAGAUGAUGAUGUACCACAUCCCCUCUCCAGAGAAGGCGCAAAGACAUUGUGUUGGGAAUUUUGGUGUGGAUCUUGACAACAUUUACCAUACCUCUGUUAGAAAUUGUGAUGCUGAAGGGCCCCUUGUUCUUUAUGUUUCCAAGAUGACCCUAGCAUUAGGCAAAGGCAGGUAUUUUGCUUUAGGACGUGUCUUCUCCGGGAAAGUCACAUCUGGAAUGAAUGUCCAAUUCUUGAGUCCCAGCUAUGGUAUUGGUGAAAGAAAAGAUUUGUAUAUCAAAUGCAUUAAGAGUUCCCUUAUUUGGAUAGGAGAUAAAAGGGAGUUAGUUGAGGGUUCUUCUUGCUCCUCUAUCCCUGGUCAUAGAGACUUAUUUGACAAGGCCACAUACACUACAGUUAAUUGUAUGGAACAUAAACAGGGAUUAGAAAAUCAUAGUCACUGGAAACAUUGUGUAUGUGUUUACUUCAGACCAGUUAAUUAAGAAGAACUCUACAUUGACAAGUGUGAAGGUUAUGCCCAUGAGAGCCCCUGCUGUAACAGUUCGUGUUGAUUGCAAAGCCUACCCUGACCUUCCAAAGUUUCUUGAAGCUCUGAAGAAGUUGGCAAACACUCCAGUUAAGACUAGGUUAAAUGACAUCCCCUUAAGUGAAUUAGAAGGCUGCAGCCGUUAUCCACCAGUAAGUUUCUAUCCGUUGCAACCUUUUAGUGCAAUUU
Oryza sativa Japonica Group (Japanese rice) is the source of this 1542-nucleotide messenger RNA. Its product is annotated as elongation factor 2. Gene Ontology annotation, biological process: translational elongation. Gene Ontology annotation, cellular component: ribonucleoprotein complex; cytosol. The record is from RefSeq and is a predicted model, not a curated record. NCBI's taxonomy places the organism in Eukaryota, Viridiplantae, Streptophyta, Magnoliopsida, Poales, Poaceae. Gene Ontology annotation, molecular function: ribosome binding; GTP binding; translation elongation factor activity.